Molecule: messenger RNA, 351 nt
Organism: Scutellospora calospora
Lineage: Eukaryota; Fungi; Glomeromycota; Glomeromycetes; Diversisporales; Gigasporaceae
Source: the annotation of a GenBank genome assembly
AUGAGCAAUAACGAUAAAAAAACAAUUGAUGAGGAAACUGCACGCAUCAAAAAAUUAUUACAAGAUCAAGAAAAUGAAAUCAAAGAGCAAAAAGAAAAAUAUGAAGACUUGCUCAAAUUGUUUGACAAUGUGAAAAGUAAUGCAACUAGUGUUAUAACUGAAAAAGUACCUGAAAUCUUGAAGAAGGCACUCGAAGAUGCCAACAUCGAUGAUGAUGUGAAAAAAACAGUAACUGAUAAAUCCGAAGAAGUGAUCAAUAAAUUAAAUGAAAAGGUUAAAGGUGUUGGAGUAGAAGAAGAAACAAACGUGUUAAAAAACAUUCAAAGAAAAAAAAAACCCAUAAAUACAUAA